UACAAAGCCCCCACACGACUAAAACACUCUUCUCAAUCCGGUGCCUGUGAAAGCUCUCUUCUCUGGUUUAGUUUCUUUUACCUUCCCAGCCAUCACGUUCUCCACCAAUAUUUAAUCCCCACACACACCACCUCUCUCCAGCCUGCCCGUAUAAUAAUACCCAAUCUUGUUCCUCUCUCUCUGUGCCUGUGCCAUCAGCCAUCAUCUUCUUCCUCCUUGAGCUGAGAGUAGAAGAAGAAGGAGCGGGGGUUCGAAUUGAAUUGAAUUCCACCGACCGGCCCACGCAGCGCCUCUUUCCAUUUACCUCCACCUAUAUAGCGCCCCCUAUUUCCACCCCGCCCUCGCUCUCUCUCACAAGAGUACAGUGCGGUGCGGUGCUUUGCUCGCUCUCCAUAUAAUUAGGCCGGUGCAACACCAGGCGCGCAGCAGCUUUCUCUUCCAACACAGCCAGCCAGCCAGCCAUGCAGGGAGAGUGCUAGAUAGCAGCUAGCUAGAGUUAGGUCGAAGCCACCUGUUGCUUCCUUCUUCUUUACAUACAUAGCUAGCCAGCUUUCUUCUUCUUGAUCGGCAACGGCAGCAGCAGCAGAUAGGAGGAGUUUCUUGUCAGUUUUCGCUCCAGGCAAGCCAGGAAGAACGGGAGACAAGUUUUGGAGGAAGAGAGGAAUUCACAGACUCAGAGUCAGAAGAGAGAUUGCGGCGAUGGCGAGCGGGCGGUUCAUGGAGGAGAUGAUGAGGGAGCACGAGCAGAGCCUGCUGGAGUCGGCCUGCGGCGGGCUCUUCGACCACAUCGACGACCUGCUCGACUUCCCCAAGGACGACUGCGCCGCCGACGUGCUCCUCCUCGACGCGCCCGUGCCCGGGAGCCCGCUCGCGGCGCGCGUCCUCGACGCCUGCGGCCUGCCGCCCGUCAAGCCCGAGCAGCCGGCCUUCCUCGCCCUGCCGCCGCCGCCGCCGACGCAGUCCGCGGCCGGGGUGGAGGAGUCCGCGUUCAUGGCCGCGCUCGGCGACGGCCACAUUGGCUCGUGUGACGUGCUGGACAUGGACAUGGAUUUGGCGCAGCUGGAGUGGCUGUCGGGGCUGCUGGACGACGCGUCCAUCCCGACCGAGCCGGCCUUCGCGGCCUGCGCGCAGCCCAUCAUCAGGGCCUCCGCCCUCAGCGCCAACGCCGGCGUCGUGCUGCCCGACCACACGGAGGAGGACGCGCUCUUCCGCAGCUCCAGCCCCACCUCCGUGCUCGAGGACAGCGCCGGUGGCUUCAACGCCAACAAGAACGGCAACGGGGGCGGCGGCGGCUCCUCGGCCUCCUCCUCGUCCUCCUCCGCGUCGUCCUCCUCGGAGUCCUUCUCCGGGGCCGCGCGCCCCUGGUCGGUGCCCGUCUCGCCGCGCCCGGAGCCGCCCGUGUUCGUCGUCCCGGCGCGCGCGCGCAGCAAGCGCUCCCGCGCGUCCGCGUUCCCCACGGCCAUCCGCGCCGCCGCGCCGCCGCCCGAGGCCACCAUCCUCGUGCCCACGCCCAUGUACUGGCCCACCACCUCGUCCUAUUCCGAGCCAGAGAGCAUCGCGGAGUCCAACAGCUCGCAGCCGCCGGCCAUGAAGAAGAAGAAGAAGGCCAAGAGGCCGGCGCCUCCCGUCACCUCGGACGCCGAGGGCGACGGUGAUGCCGACUACGAGGAAGGCAGCGGCGGCGGCGGCGCCGCGCUCCCGCCGGGCGCCGUGCGGAGGUGCACGCAUUGCCAGAUCGAGAAGACCCCGCAGUGGCGCGCGGGGCCGCUGGGGCCCAAGACGCUCUGCAAUGCCUGCGGCGUACGCUACAAGUCCGGCCGCCUCUUCCCGGAGUACCGCCCCGCGGCCAGCCCCACCUUCGUGCCGGCCGUGCACUCCAACUCCCACAAGAAGGUGGUGGAGAUGCGCCAGAAGGUUGAACCCAAGGGCGACGAUCUCCUGCAGUUCAUCCGUCGCCGGGAUUGAGAGCUCCCUGCCGGCCGGCGACGGUCGGUCUCGUCUCCCUUAGCUACAAUAUAUUAUAUGUAUACAUGCUAGUAUGUAUGCAUGCAUGCUUGCUUCCAGCUAGUCAGUCAGUCCAUCAUCGUCGUCAGUCAUCGCCAUGAACAUGGACAGUGCUCGCCUGCUCGGCAUUGUUUUCAUGAAUGCAUCCACCCACCUUCAUCGCCAUGCAUUGGUUUUCCGUCAGCAUCCGUCCAUCCAUCCACCGCCGGUCAUCCUGGCUGGCGUUAGUUCAAGUAGGGCUUUUCUUUUGGGUUUUAUUUCACCUUUUCUUCUUUGUCUAUUACUUAAUUGGUUCCCCCUAUGAAGAUUUUUUUUCCCGUUUGUAUAGAGGAGGGUGAGGAGGGCAGGAGAAAUAGAUGAAUCAAUCACAGAGUGGUUGUUGCAUUGCAGUUGCUUGCAAGUUAGGUAGGUGAGAAGGAGAGCUGAGCUAGUUGCAGCAGAGGGAGACAGAUUUUAGGAAGGAAACUUUGCAGCUAGGCAGUCAAUUAGGAAAGAGGCUGUGCUCCAAGGGAGAGUGAGAGGUGAAGGAAAUUUGUUGAUUUGCUAAGUUAGAAAGUUUGUGUCAACUAGUAGCCAUCAGGAGGUUCAAGGAGGGGGAUCACCAAUCAUAGUCAGUUUAUAUUGGAGCUUGGUGUACUGAACUCUGAAUAUUCUUUUUGCAGUUCGUCUGUGUCUAGGGAUUUAUAAGUGCUGUUUGGUUUUUAUACUAGUAGUGUCACCUUUGUAUUAGACAUUAAUUACUUUUUCUUUUAUGUUGCUCAUGCCUUGUUGCCUCAACACAAGAUGUGAUCAUCCAAUCAGAGGAAAUAUAAUCCUUUAGCUCUUGCUCA
Molecule: messenger RNA, 2834 nt
Organism: Lolium perenne
Lineage: Eukaryota; Viridiplantae; Streptophyta; Magnoliopsida; Poales; Poaceae
Biological process (GO): regulation of DNA-templated transcription; cell differentiation
Cellular component (GO): nucleus
Molecular function (GO): sequence-specific DNA binding; zinc ion binding
Source: RefSeq, a predicted model, not a curated record